Molecule: messenger RNA, 924 nt
Organism: Panicum virgatum (switchgrass)
Lineage: Eukaryota; Viridiplantae; Streptophyta; Magnoliopsida; Poales; Poaceae
Product: myb-like protein H
Exons: 2
Coding region: 1-924 (307 amino acids)
Molecular function (GO): DNA binding
Source: RefSeq, a predicted model, not a curated record
AUGGAUCCUAGGUUCAAUGGAGAGUGGAGUGCUUCUGAGAUCCAGAUAGUGAAGUCUCAUAUCGUUGGGCACAACACCAAUUUUUAUGCAAACAACAUGAAAAAGAAGCACACUGACAUUGUGGAUGAGCUCCAAGCAAUAUUUCCACUGAAGGAGAAGCAUCAGGUAACCAACUUGUACGUUGAACUCAUGAUUGAGCUGAUGCAGAGUGGCAACCAGCAUGUAACAUGCAACAACCUCAUGGUUGACAAUUUUGGAAUGCGGCUAGAGGAUCCUUCCAUGGGAAACAUGAAAGUGUUGUCUGAUCCUCUUGCGGAGGAAAUGGAGGCCAUGAGGAAGGAGGUAGAUGUGUCGCAGAGACAGCCCACGCAUCAGAAGGAGAAGCAACAUGCCAUGAGGUUUUGGACCAAAGAGGAACACAGGCAAUUCCUCAAAGGUUUGGAUGCAUACGGUCGAAGCUGGAAGAACAUUUCUAGACACUUCGUUCCCAACAAGACCCCGAUCCAGAUCUGCAGCCAUGCCCAAAAGUAUUUCCGAAGGCUACAAAACCCAAAUAAGAAGCAACGCUAUAGCAUCAAUGACGUCGGCCUCUACGACACCGAGCUUGGGGUGCAGAACAAUGAUUCUGUUUGGGAGGGGUUCACCAUCACUGGCGGUGCCUAUAACCCAAAUCACUAUGGCUCCAACGAUCAACCAGCUGCGAUGAAUCUGGCCCAGGUCACACCACCGCUCCUGCACAUCACUGCCCAAGUGAGCAGCUGCCAGACCGCCACAUUGGCUAAUGGUCCUCCACAACAGAUGGGAUCUAGUAGUUCUCCUGCGGCUCCAUCAAUGGAGGGGUCUGGGAGCAACAUGGGUCGGAUUGGUGAUCAGCAGGAUGAUAUUUUUGCUAAUCAGUUGAUCAUGAAUAUGCACAUGAACUAG